This is a messenger RNA of Hypoxylon trugodes, 672 nucleotides long. RefSeq lists its product as uncharacterized. Lineage: Eukaryota; Fungi; Ascomycota; Sordariomycetes; Xylariales; Hypoxylaceae. The coding region runs from base 1 to 672 and encodes 223 amino acids. The record is from RefSeq and is a predicted model, not a curated record. The transcript has a single exon.
AUGUUCGAAUACUACAUCCGAACGUCCCCGACCAGCCGGCGCACAAACUCAUACCACUUCCACCACGACCACCGCGAUCACUCCCACAGCCACCGACACCACUACCGCACGCGAUGCUUCGAUAACUGCGCCGGCAUCUCGCUCGAGCAAUGGAACACGCUCUGCGACCAAAAUAAAUCCGUACUCGCCUCCAACGAGGCGCUGACCUGCGAAAAUCAGACCCUCAAAAACGAUCUCUCGACUUCGAAUGCUGAGAACGCGCGUCUGGUCGCGUGUAACCAACAACUCGGCGACGAGAUCGAAGGGUUACGCCGCUCGCUUGACCGUGGGGAAAAUGCAGAGCGAUUCCGCAGACGGGUUGCUGCGCUAAGAGCAGAGGUUGGGGGGAAGGAGAAGGAUGUGCACCGGUUGGAGAAAGAUAAUGCUAGUCUGGUGAAAGAGAACGCUACACUUACUACAAGAGUAAAAGUAUUAACAGAGACUGUGUCUGGGCUUUUUGGGUUUGAGAGACUGUAUGAAGAUUUUAAGGAGCGGUAUGAGAAGGCUAGAAGAUUGCUGGCGGCGCGCACGAAGGAGUUGGAUGAGAGUAAUGCGUUGGUGGAUGAGCAGAGGAGAAUGUUGAGACGGUAUGAGACGCCGUUGCCGCCGAGACGGCGGUAUAGUUUUGUAUGA